CGACGGGGCGGGUGGGCUGGAGGGAGGCGGCGGCGGUUCGCUGUGUCACGCCGCGGCCUGAGGGAACGGCGGAGCGCGGCCGGCCAUGGAGUACCUCAUCGGCAUCCAGGGCCCCGACUACGUCCUGGUGGCCGCCGACACGGUGGCGGCCUCCAGCAUCGUCCAGAUGAAGCACGACCAUGACAAAAUGUUUAAAAUGAGUGAAAAGAUCUUACUGCUGUGUGUUGGGGAGGCUGGAGACACUGUACAGUUUGCAGAAUACAUCCAGAAAAAUGUUCAGCUCUACAAAAUGAGAAAUGGUUAUGAAUUGUCUCCUACUGCAGCUGCAAACUUUACACGACGAAACCUAGCUGACUAUCUUCGGAGUCGAACCCCUUACCACGUCAACCUUCUCCUGGCUGGCUACGAUGACCAUGAAGGUCCUGCCCUUUAUUACAUGGAUUACCUCGCAGCUCUGGCUAAAGCUCCUUUUGCAGCACACGGAUAUGGUGCAUUCCUUACCCUCAGCAUCCUUGACCGCUAUUACAAGCCAAGUAUCACACGUGAGGAAGCUGUGGAGCUCCUAAAAAAAUGUCUAGAGGAGCUUCAGAAACGCUUCAUCCUAAAUCUGACUUCUUUCAAUGCCCGGUUCAUUGACAAAGAUGGCAUCCAUGAAGUGGACAAUAUACUCCUUUCCAAAGCGAUGUCCUAACCCCUGAGAUCUUUCUUCGGCAGUCGUCUGUCUUGUUCACUUUUGGUUUUUCUAUUCGUUUGAAGCUCACAAGUCAUGUACUGUACUGGGAGAUCGAAUAAAAAUUGACAUUUAUAUAGCCA
Messenger RNA from Phalacrocorax carbo (great cormorant), 813 nucleotides. The record is from RefSeq and is a predicted model, not a curated record. NCBI's taxonomy places the organism in Eukaryota, Metazoa, Chordata, Aves, Suliformes, Phalacrocoracidae.